GCUCCACGAUGACAUGAGCCCGUCGAAAACAAAGAGGUGAGGUCGAAAAACAACCGAACCCCUGACUCAGUUGAGAUCGACUCCGUACGGGUAGCUCGGGCAGGUAGUGGAACAGUUCCAGAAUCAGGGCUAGUCCUUCCAGUCAGGGGAAGGACCAUGGCGAUCAUCACCCCGCGCCGCCCAAGCAAAACACAACACAGCAACUUGUCGUCCGACUCAAGCAAAAUAUCGCAGUCUAAUCAAUAAAUAUAUGAUAUUCCCUGUCAGACGACCACUGCCAGAGACUCCCAUUUCCAUCUGCCGAGGAAGGAAAGUAUAUCUUCCAACUGGCUAAACGCCAUGGGUGCUCUAUUGGCGCUCGGGGCUUUCAGCCGCCCGCCGAUCCGCAGUGAGACCAACGACGUUCCAGGCGAGCCAGGGCAACAAUUGACCUGUUUGGCACGGCUGCGAAGAAACAGUUUGCAGGCGUCUUGGCGACGAUCAAGCCACGGAGAACUCAGAUAUUAAGUUAGCAUGGUGUCUCUCUCUUCUAUUGGAAUGUGAAGGUGUUCUUUUCUUGCUCUGCUUCUUCUCUUUCUCUUUCUCUUUCCCUUGUCUCCUUUUCUCCUUCCACUUUCUCUUCAAACUUCCCCCAAAGAAAUAUGUUGAGCUCUGCAGCAGCUCAAUCCUACCAUGCCCUCUCUCAAACGCAAAGAGAAAACUGAUGCCCUAGAUGAAGACUCCUCUCGAUCCCUAGCAUCACACCUACCAACAAGAAAAGUAACCCGUGGGCUAGUUCUCACCGGUCUCGUAUUCUGCCUCCUCCUUCUCCUUCGACACAGCGGACUAGGCCCACAAAGAUUCGAGUUCAACUAUGUGUCAAUCCCAAUCCGCCCUGAGAAGUUCCCUCCCAGUUCAAUAAUACCACUACCGCGAAGACGAGCGAAGAAGAUACCAAAGAUACAGCAUGAGCUGGUGCCAGAGACGGCGAAGGAAAAGCAGGUGCGGGAGAGUAGGCUGAAAGAAGUUCGUGACGCGUUUCUGCACUCGUGGAAGGGCUAUAAGGACCAAGCAUGGGGACAGGAUGAAUUGAAACCAAUUGCUGGAGGGUACAAGACGCCAUUCUGCGGAUGGGCUGCCACAAUGGUGGAUAGUCUGGACACGUUGUGGAUUAUGGGAUUGAAAGAUGAAUUCGAACUGGCAUUGAAAGAAUUACGAAAUGUCGACUUUACGCAUAAGGAGGGGUGCAAUAUCAAUCUUUUUGAGACGACGAUUAGACAUCUGGGGGGUCUUCUCUCAGCGUAUGAUUUGAGUGGUGGAAAAUAUGUUAUUUUGAUAGAGAAGGCGGUGGAGCUUGCUGAAGUGCUGUAUACGGCUUUUGAUACACCCAAUCGCAUGCCCACGCCUCAUUAUAUUUGGUCUGCAACCGACCCAAAUAUCCGAGUCCAUUCAGCCAGUAGUUCAAUUGAACUCGCAGUACUAGGUACUCUCUCCCUCGAAUUUACUCGACUGUCCCAAAUCACGGGGAACGACAAGUAUUUCGACGGCAUCCAGAAGAUCAUGAACGAGCUCGAGAAAUGGCAGGAUCAUACUGUGCUCCCAGGAAUGUGGCCAACAAUGGCUGAUUCGGCGAGAUACAACCACAGUGUUCUUCUAGGCUCGCCAUAUGUUGGAGGAGAGGAGCAGUACACUCUGGGUGCUUUGGCAGAUUCCACAUACGAGUAUCUGCCAAAGCAAUACAUGCUUCUCGGCGGACAGAUGAAAUCCUACCAAAGCAUGUACGAGAAGUUUAUUCCAGUCGCCAAGAAAUAUCUUUUCUUCAGGCCCAUGACAGUCAAUGACGAAGAUAUUCUCAUUUCCGGAACUGUCGACAUCGCAGCCGGCGGCGCGCCUCGGUUUACCCCAGAGCUUCAACAUCUGACGUGUUUCACAGGAGGAAUGCUGGCAAUAGCGGGGAAAAUCUUCGACCGUCCCGAAGAUGUCAUUGACGGCGGUAAAUUGGCAGAUGGAUGCGUUUGGGGAUAUAAGAACACUGUCACGGGCAUCAUGCCCGAGACAUUCACAGCCGUGCCUUGCGCAAACAGGACCAGCUGCACGUGGGACUCGCAGAAAUGGUUCAAGGCUAUUGAUCCGAAUGCCGAGGAGGCGUUGACGAGGCAGAGAAUCGAGCAUGAGAAGUUGUCCCCUGGGUUUUCGCAUGUGAGGGAUGCGCGAUAUCUUCUGAGGUAAUGUUCAUUUUCGCCUCUGUGCUCCCGAUUUUGCUAACAUCCAUAGACCCGAAGCCAUCGAAUCAGUUUUCAUAAUGCACCGCAUCACUAAUAAUCCACAUUGGCGCGAAUCAGGUUGGAAUAUGUUCAAAGCCAUCCAAGCACAUACCGUGACACCACUAGCUCACUCAGCUAUCAACGAUGUCUUGAAAGGCGCGCCGGGGCAGGUUGAUGAGAUGGAGAGCUUCUGGCUGGCGGAGACGCUAAAGUAUUUCUACUUGCUAUUCAGUGAGAAUAGCGUUGUGAGCUUAGAUGAAUAUGUGCUGAACACGGAGGCUCAUCCGCUUAGACGGCCGAAGUAGCAACUUUGAGAGCUCGUGCUGAUUGACUUACAUUGUACCGCAUGGCAUGGGCCGGUGUCAGAUGGCGUUUUGACUUUGUUCUAGAAGGAUUAUUGUUUCUAUGCGAUUGGCGACUGGUGUGAGUGCAUAGUGUGCCUAAUCAUACUCGUUUACAAAAAACUGCCUAUUUGUGCUUUCAUUCUGGUGAUACUGGUUUCUCAAGCGGGCUCUGAAAACUCUUUCUCUGCGCUGAAACAAUAUUCCCGAGUCCGAUUGAUAGCCAGGGGAGCUGAGAGUCGAUCAGUUUCGAUCCGGACAAUUAGACUUGUUGGGAUGAUACAAAAGGGGGAUGAUGGGUUUUAGCCAAGCUUUACGACAAUCUAGUCAACAAGCUUAGCGGAAAGUUUAUUCUAUUCAGCUCUCGUAUUGCGCAAUGAUUCAUUUAGCAAGCUUCAUCGUUGUAUCAAGAGUCCUAAACAGGUUCUUCAGCUGAACACGAUAGUUCUACGGAAAGUUCCAGGAACAAGACUUCCUUCCAGAACCACGGGAAUGACCGAUAGAAACAAGACUUCCAGAACCACGGGAAUGACCGCUUUCCGAAAGCUACUCCAUCCCCCCACAAAACAAACGUUAAAUCUCAUGAAAUUUGGACCCCCUGUGG
Messenger RNA from Cadophora gregata, 3188 nucleotides. RefSeq lists its product as uncharacterized. Gene Ontology annotation, molecular function: mannosyl-oligosaccharide 1,2-alpha-mannosidase activity; calcium ion binding. Gene Ontology annotation, biological process: carbohydrate metabolic process; N-glycan processing. The transcript is spliced from 3 exons. Gene Ontology annotation, cellular component: endoplasmic reticulum; Golgi membrane. Bases 673 to 2208 code for a protein of 511 amino acids. NCBI's taxonomy places the organism in Eukaryota, Fungi, Ascomycota, Leotiomycetes, Helotiales, Ploettnerulaceae. The record is from RefSeq and is a predicted model, not a curated record.